GUUAGUAAAGUAAAGCAAUUUCCGGCUUUUACUGUCCAAAAUCCAAUAACUUGAUUCUGUUGAGGCCUCAGCAAGCAAAAGCAACCGUAGUCAAGCAAGACGGUGAAAAGUAGCACAAAUUUUCAGCAGUUCAGUAACUUCGCUGAUGAGAAAAAAUAUUCUACAGAGAAAGAGUUCCGUUGCUGGUUCAAUGCUUCAUUCGAUGCCCGUAUUCCAGGUAAUACGGGGCUAAAGUGACGGCCUCGUCGUCGUGUCAGCAGCUCUCCACCGAACUUGUCAGCUCGUUGCCAAACUUCGGCUCGCUGCGGCUCUCCGCGGGGCCCGGGGCGCGAGGCUCCGGCCCUGUGGAUGAGGGGGUGAAUUCAAUUCCAUCCAGGAGGAAGGUAUCCCUUUGAUGGGAGAAUCCUCUUUCCUGGCCACUUUGGGUCAAAAGUUGUGCCAUUAUGAUGGAUGAGCAGGAGGCGCUGCAGUCAAUCAUGCAGGACCUGGCAGAACUUCACCGGUCCAGUCGUCCUGCUGGGUUCCUGUCGGACCUAGGCAAACCCAAAGCCUCCUCUCCCAAGAACUUGAAUGACGUCAGAGUGAAAUUCGAAUUCAAAGGAGAGAAGAGGAUUUUGCAAUUCUCUCGGCCCAUCAAGUUGGACGACCUGAGAGAAAAAGCAAAGGUGGCUUUCGGUCAGGCUAUGGACCUUCACUACAGCAACAACGAGCUGGUGAUUCCGCUUACCGUUCAAGAUGACCUGGACAAGGCCGUGGAGCUGCUAGAUCGAAGUGUUCACAUGAAGAGUCUGAAAAUCCUCCUGGUGUUGCAGAUCUCUUCGCAGAACUCUUCUUGCAAUCUGGGCCUCCUGCCUUCCUGCGAGGAGUUGGACAACAAAGGAUUCAGAGUGGCAGACAAGGAGAGCAUGUUGGCAUCACUAGGGUCUCAUUCGACGGACCGAAGCUCUCCUCCACCCGGAUACAUUCCUGACGCACUCCAGCAAGUGGCAAGAAACGGUUCCUUCACUAGUAUCAACAGCGAAGGAGAGUUCAUUCCAGAGAGCAUGGACCAGAUGCUGGACCCGCUGAGCAUGAGCAGCCCGGAGAACUCUGCGUCUGGAAGUUGUCCUUCUUUAGAUAGCCCAUUGGACAGUGAAUACCCAAAAUCAAGGAUGCCAAGAGCACAGAGUUACCCUGACAACCAUCAGGAUUUUCCAGAAUACGACAUCCCUGUCUUCGACAAGUCUGGAAAAGGAGGCACGUACCCUCGGCGAUACGGCGUUCCCUUCGGCCUGCAAGAUUACAGUGAUGGGAGGAAGACCUUCCCUCGUGCUCGGCGAACGCAGGCACACGGUCUCCGCUCUCCUGUCAGCUUCAGUCCCACUGAGCAGUCGCCCAGCACUAGCAGCGGCAGCAGCGUGUUCACCCCCGACCUGGAAGACGGCGCCGCGCCUGCCAGGCGGCCUCGCAGGGGAAGUGAUAUUGAGACAAACCAGUCCAGCACUCCGAGCCUGUCGGUCAUGGACAUCAGCCCGCCCAGCCGCUCUCCACGCGCGCCCACCAACUGGCGACUUGGGAAGCUUCUCGGGCAGGGCGCCUUCGGACGGGUUUUCCUUUGCUACGACGCAGAUACUGGACGAGAACUAGCAGUCAAACAGGUCCAGUUCGAUCCAGAGAGUCCAGAGACGAGCAAGGAGGUGAGUGCUUUGGAGUGUGAAAUCCAGCUGUUAAAAAACCUUUGUCACGAACGUAUUGUCCAGUACUACGGUUGUCUGCGAGACUCCAUGGAGCGAACGCUCUCCAUCUUCAUGGAAUACAUGCCUGGAGGUUCCAUAAAGGACCAAGUGAAGUCCUACGGUGCACUGACGGAGAACGUGACGCGUCGUUACACCAGGCAAAUACUUGAGGGAGUUUCCUACCUGCACAGCAACAUGAUUGUUCACAGGGAUAUCAAAGGGGCCAACAUCCUGCGAGACUCUGUAGGAAAUGUCAAGUUGGGUGACUUCGGAGCCAGUCGGAGGCUGCAGACCAUUUGUCUGUCAGGAACGGGGAUCAAGUCGGUGACGGGCACGCCAUACUGGAUGAGUCCAGAAGUAAUCAGUGGUGAGGGCUACGGCAGGAAGGCUGACAUCUGGAGUGUCGGCUGCACUGUUGUUGAGAUGUUGACCCAACGACCCCCCUGGGCGGAGUUUGAAGCUAUGGCGGCCAUUUUUAAGAUUGCCACGCAGCCCACCAAUCCCGUGUUACCUGCCCACGUGUCGGACCACUGCAGAGAAUUCCUCAAACGUAUCUUCGUGGAGACCAAGCAGCGCCCAUGUGCCGACGAGCUGCUAAGGCACAUCUUUGUACAUUAACUUCCUGCUAUUUUGGCGGAGCUGGGCUUCUUUGCUGUCACCAUAUUGGACCAGGAAGAAGGUUUGGUGCUUCCGGGCCUUUGUAUAAAACUGCAGAAGACGCAGGUCUUCUAUUUUUGCACCUUAAUUUCUCAAGUGAGGAUUUCUCAACUCCUCCCUUGUGACAGUAUGAAUUCUUAGGAAACGGUUCCGUUUUUGUUUUUUUUAAUAUAAACGCUUUCUCUUCAAAUGUAUCCUGUUGUGCUGCGGGAUGGUGUCUACGUCGCGAACCCGACCCCAGAAUGUAGUCUCGCGCCUUUGAUGACCAGGGCUUGCUGCUAAUAACAAAAACAAAAAUGGGGAACAAACAUGCAGUUGACACUCCACUCACCUGCCUUCAUCUCGCCCUCUUAUGUCGCCAUCUUGCUUUGUGCCUUUUUCGUUUCUCAACAUUGCCUGGAUGAAUUAACUGUAUGAGUAGUCAUAUUUUUACAUUCGUUUCUGGAGGAAACCUAUUCCAGCUCGGCUUUGCUGCUGGACGAUCACUCAUUGUCACAUCACAUUUGAUUGUGCCUCUUGACCUGGCUUCAAAUGCCUUCAAUGUUCCCUUCAGCAAAUGGGAACACCUGCCGAUCCAUAGCUGCUUUGAACUCCUUCGCUACUUUCGACGGCAAUAGACGCCCAAAUUCGAACCGAGAUGGUCUGUCAGUAAAUGAUUGUUUCAGUGCCAUUGACGGCGAUAGUGAUCAUUCACUGCCAGACCCUCCCAGUUCAAAUGUAUUGGACCCCUAUCGCUGUCAAUGGUAGCGCCAUAAUUCUAGAUGUGACCCGAAUACAGCUCUGCAUUCACUCGGAAACUUUACUCAUACUAGACCGGGAACGUACCCAGGAUGAUGCUUUCAUGCUCUUAAGAUUUUAAUUGUGUGUGUGUGUGUGUGUGUGUGUGUAUAUAAUUUAUAUAAUGUAUACAGUAUAUAUUUAUAUAUAUACACAUACAUACAAUUCCAUUUUAUUUGCACGUUGAUUUUGUUUCUUACACAAGUGCGUUGUGUUGCGAUGAUUGUAAAGUGUCCGUUUGCUUCGCUUGCCACAAUUAACGUUUGGCUUCCAGUAUUAGUGAAUGAGUGAGUGCAUGUGUAACUACUGUGUACGCUCAAUUGGGGCCUCCCAAAUAGCUUAGAGCCAGUGUUCUAAGCUUAUGCGGCUGACACUGAUGAUGAAAAUCUUGUACAAAUGUAAAUCCAAAUGUAUCUUUUUGUUUUUCUAAAGUCUGUUUGUGUAUGUCUUGUAAAAGAAGCCAUGUUUAUAAUUCUAAUUGGUUUGUAACCAAUACGCCUGUUUAUAUCAGAUCUGUAUAUCAGUGGUAUGUAUAAUUUUUUAAUAUAUAUAUUUUUUAUUUCACAUGGGAAAUUUUAUGCAUGGUUCGUCCAGACCGAUGCAGUAGUGCCGUUAAACAUUUUUGGCCAAAUUCUGCAGUAAUGUGACAGCUCUGUGUUCAUUAAUAUGACGGUGAAGAAUAAUAAAAGAUAUUUAUUUCACCUAUUAGUGCAGUUGGUAUGUGUGAGUUGUAGAUACUGAUGCAGGGGUGGGACAAACUUUUCAAAGACCAUCAGCCGUGGCUGGCUGUCUCUAAAGGCCACAAGCCACCAAUGAUGCUUUUUUAUUUUAUUUUCAUUUUUAUUUUUAAACCCAAUUGAAUAUAAUUUUUAUUUUUAUUCGUUUUUCUUUGUAGAAUGGUAG
This is a messenger RNA of Corythoichthys intestinalis (scribbled pipefish), 4052 nucleotides long. RefSeq names its product mitogen-activated protein kinase kinase kinase 2 (gene map3k2). Gene Ontology annotation, molecular function: protein binding; ATP binding; MAP kinase kinase kinase activity. Lineage: Eukaryota; Metazoa; Chordata; Actinopteri; Syngnathiformes; Syngnathidae. The record is from RefSeq and is a predicted model, not a curated record. The coding region runs from base 444 to 2333 and encodes 629 amino acids. Gene Ontology annotation, biological process: protein phosphorylation; cellular response to stress. The transcript is spliced from 17 exons.